Molecule: messenger RNA, 1838 nt
Organism: Panicum virgatum (switchgrass)
Lineage: Eukaryota; Viridiplantae; Streptophyta; Magnoliopsida; Poales; Poaceae
Product: amino acid transporter ANT1-like
Exons: 3
Coding region: 258-1514 (418 amino acids)
Biological process (GO): amino acid transmembrane transport
Cellular component (GO): vacuolar membrane
Molecular function (GO): amino acid transmembrane transporter activity
Source: RefSeq, a predicted model, not a curated record
AAAAAAAGGAAAAGAGGCUGGCGAAUCUGGAGCACCGACCAAUCCAGACAGCACCCGCACCGCCACGGCGGCGGCUGUCCGUUUCUUUCCCGGCGCCAGCUUCCUCUUCGUUGCCCCUCACCUUCCCUACCACGUGCGCCCAACGCUGGCACGAAUCCAGAAUCCAAUUUCGCCACGUGAAGCUCAGUGCUCAGCGCUCACUGCUCGCCUCGCCGGCCUCCCUCCCGAGCCCGCGUGUUCCCCCGGCCGCGCCGGGGAUGGCGGCGGCGGCGGCGCCGCUGCUGCUGGCGCAGGAGGACGGGAGGGCGAGACGCGGCGGGGCGACGUCGGCGCAGACGCUGGGGAACGUGGUGGUAUCCAUCGUCGGCACCGGCGUGCUCGGCCUCCCCUACGCCUUCCUCGCCGCCGGGUGGCUCGCGGGCUCCGUCGGCGUCGCCGCCGCCGGCUCCGCCACGCUCUACUGCAUGCUCCUACUCGUGGACUGCAGGGAUAAACUCGAUGAGGACCAACCUGAAGAGUGCUGUCAGGGUCACUAUACAUAUGGGGAUUUGGGUGAAAGGUGCUUUGGGACUAUAGGUCGAUGCUUGACAGAAAUCCUCAUCCUUGUUUCGCAGGCCGGUGGUUCUGUAGCGUACCUAAUAUUCAUUGGCCAAAAUCUUCACUCCAUAUUCAGCCAGUUGAUGUCCCCAGCUGGCUUCAUCUUUGCCAUCCUUCUGCCUGUGCAGAUCGCACUCUCCUUCAUCCGUUCACUGCCUUCUCUUUCUCCAUUCAGUAUAUUUGCAGAUGUGUGCAACGUCCUUGCCAUGGCAAUUGUGAUCAAAGAGGAUCUUCAACUCUUUGAUCAUCCCUUUGCAAGUAGAACUGCUUUUAAUGGGCUUUGGGCAGUGCCAUUCACCUUUGGGGUUGCAGUCUUCUGUUUUGAAGGAUUCAGCAUGACCCUUGCACUGGAAGCUUCAAUGGCUGAGCGGAGAAAGUUCCGCCGGGUACUUUCUCAAGCACUUGCUGCCAUUAUAACCGUGUAUGUGUGUUUUGGAGUGUGUGGGUACUUGGCCUAUGGUGAUGCCACCAAAGACAUCAUAACACUCAAUCUUCCAAACAAUUGGACAUCAGUUGCAGUUAAGGUUGGCCUAUGCGUCGCGCUGGUGUUCACGUUCCCAGUUAUGAUGCACCCGAUCCAUGAGAUUGUGGAGACAAGAUUCAGAUCAAGUGGAUGCUUUCAGAAGCUCUCCCACAAUGUACCUGGAGCUGAGUGGCUAGGCCUGCACUCAAGCCGCAUCCUCGUGGUGGCCAUCCUGACUGUUGUGGCAUCCUUCAUCCCUGCUUUUGGGGCGUUCAUCUCAUUCGUCGGAAGCACGAUGUGCGCGCUUCUCUCCUUCGUGCUGCCUGCUCUCUUCCAUCUCAGCAUUGUAGGCUCGUCAAUGUCCUUAUGGAGGCGGGCGAUGGACUAUGUCAUUCUUCUCUUUGGUCUGGCUUUUGCCGGGUACGGUCUUGUCUCUGCUCUGUCCUCACAUUAGACAAUGGUCCAAAUGGCCAAGAUGUGCAGAUCAGGAUUUGAACCCUAGACACUAAAGGAAGUCAUCAGCAACUGACAAAUCUGGAUCUUGGGAUGGCAUGAGACAAAUGGAGAUGGCUCCGAAAUUCAUAGCAUUUUAUAUAAUAUACAGAUGAUGCUGGGAUCAAGGCUAUGAUGGGUUGUAUUGUAGCUUAGAUGUAUCUGUCUUUUCUGCAUGUGGCCCCCUUUAGCCAAUCUCCAUAUGUUUAACUGGCAAGUGCACAUGGGUUGUAAAUGGUUUAUAAACAAGAGCAUAUUUGAAUUGAUUUCGACUUGAUUUGCUACA